AUGUCGGACGAAGUGUCCCAGUUCCUCGAGCAGGUCGAGCAGCUGCGCGGCAAACAGAUUGAGGAUGACCAGCUGAGAGCCCGCGAGCGCGAGGAGUUUAUGGCGGCCAAGCGAGAGCGCCAGGCCAGACGAGAAGAACGCGCAAGGUCCAUCUCACCGCAAAAGUCUUCGCCCGCCAACACCCCAUCCCCACGCGCCCGUCCUCGCGCCGCCGCCAACCUGCCCGACACGCUCAAGCUCGACUCCUCCAUCCUCCUGCUCGACGACACCCGCGAACCUUCGACCGAGCCGGCACGCGGUAUGGGGUACUCGGACUCGCCCACCAAAGAGAACGAAGCACCCAUAGGCACCGCAUCCAAGCUAGAUGCCGCCGGUGCCGCCUCUGGCGGCACUCUCACCAGAAGCUCGACCCUGUCCUGGCAGCAGCGCCGGCCCAACUCGCGCGGCAGCGGCACUACUUCUCGCCCUCUCAGCGUGGUGGCCGCGCAGAAUGCCACGCAGCGCGGCGUGGUUCGCAUGCACGAUCCGCCCCCCGCUGCGUCACCCGAGCACCAGACCCUCACUAGGGAGGAUAUCGCCAAGACCCUGGGGCUAAAGGACCCCUCGUGGUUCCGCCAGACGGCUGAUCGUGGUGAAAACUCCGCUGCUUUUAGAAAGAACCAGGUUGAGGACAGCGAUACCAUGGACAUGUCAUCUUUCAAGGCGCAGCUCCCCGGCAUGUCUGGCGUGCAGAAGGAGUCUGUGGCAAACCCGACACCGGCUAGCCUCGCAUCCCCGCUGUCACUCAAUCCCCCGGCAUUUGAAGGCGGGGCGGAUAGACAUGGUGACGCCGAAUUGCCCAGCGGCCGGAGCUCGCCUACGCGCUCUGGUUCCCCCACCAAAGGCCUGGGUGGAUUUGUUCAGAGUGCCAUGAUGAAGCGAAGUGACAGUAUCAAGCGCUGGAGCGUUGCGAGCCCUCCUGGCCUAAGUCGUGUCGAUUCUGUCUCAGGAAACGUUGGCGGUAACAGAGAGGGCGCGAGAGGUAGCCCUCGACCACGAAGCACAAUCAGAGAAUCAGCUACACCGGAAUCUAGCCGACCUACUUCACGAAGCGGAAUUCAAGAGAGCGCAUCUUCCGAUCAUUCGAGCCAGGGGGCCCUGAGCCGCGAGCCGAGCGAUUUGAAGAUCCCCAUCAGCCCUUCCAAGACUAUGGACUCGAGGCGAUGGAGCCCAACCAAGUCCAGCUGGCUGGAUAGCGCCUUGAACCGUCCCGAGUCCCCUCGACCUCAGCACAAGUCCAACCAGUCACAGCCCGAUUGGAUGUCGGAGCUGGCCCGAAGUAAGGCUGCAAGCCCCAGCGGUGAAGGCAGCCGCCCAAGUUCGCCUCAGAAACACCAAGUCAGCAUUGGCGGACUCAUGAGAACCACACCAUUCGACGGAGGCGCAAAGACCAACACGACCGGUUUGGGGGGCAUUUACUCGCCGCCCCCCGGUGGCAACAGACCACAAUUUGGCCACGCAGCGAAGCAGAGCUUCUCGAUUGCGUCCAUAGAGCGGCCGCCUUCGAGCCUUGAAACCGAAUCCCCAUGUACGCCCACGCUGCGGGAGGCCAAGCCAGAAGGCCAAGCCGGCACCAAGCCGGACAUGAAUAUAGCGGCGCGAUCUGAGCUCACGCCCGAAUCCAAACCGGAUGCCAAGUUAGAGCCGUUGAAGCGGCCCUCGGUGGCUUCUCCCCCGGCCAUGAAGCCCAAGCCCGCCACGCCGCCCAAGAUGGACUUUCGCUCAGGUUUAAAACCCCGCCCUCUCGAUGCUGAUGCCAAGGGCUCCGAACAGCCCGAAUUCAGAAAUGCCCUCGGCAACCUGCGCCGCACCAAGACACAAAAUUAUGUCGCACCUGAUGAGUUCAAGGGGAACAUACUUCGCGGGAAGUCUGGCCUUGCAGUGACCGGCGGCCCGCAAAAGACGGAACGGAGGGACGAAUUCAAGGAUUCGAUUCUCAAGAAGCGAGAAGACUUCAAAAAAGCUCAGGCUGAUGGGAAAGGUGUAGCACGAACUACAACAGCUGCCUCAGCGCCGGCGGCUCUACCAGAGGGUCUGGCCAGGAGAGCUGAGCUCGGGAAAGGCGGUUCCAUCCGGGGCAACAACCCCGUUACUGGCUCAGCUGGUACGACCGCCAAGAGGCCAGAACCAUUCAAGCCAGUACCUGCGCCAAAGCGAGUCCCCAGCGGCACUGCCUCUGCUGCAGCAAAGAAUCCGGCACCUGAAAAGCCUCGUCGCAUUUCCACCGAGCCUUGGCGAAAGAAUAGCGGCACCGAACCUCCCCUCGUACCCAGCAAGGAGAAAGAGGCCACGGGACCAGCGAAUUUACAGCAAGGACAGGGUGGGACUGGCAGGCUGGCAGACCGUUUCAACUCAAGUCUUGCAAAUAUGCUUGCUCGCGGCCCGCCCCCGAUGGCAUCAAAUGGUGGCCAACGUUCUGAAGACGACAAUGCAGCCAACAGCCCAGCGGCUGAACCGUCUGCCCCCGGCCCUCAGCUGACACACAUGACCAAGGCCAGAGCUCGCGGGCCGAAGAGAAAGGCUCCAACCGGCGCUGGCACAAAAGUUGGUCCUGUACCUUCUACAGUCAGCUCAGCUCCGGUAGGGAAGCACGUGGAGUCUGACGCAAAUCAAUACGAGGCUGAAGCGUCAGUCACUGAACCUGAGAAGAAGGUCGCCAUGUCUGUUCAAGAGCAAGUAGCGGCCAAGGCAGCUGCAAGCAGCAAACCUUCGCCACAGCGUCACCAGGAAGCAUCCCCUAUCAAAUCAAAGGCCGACGCUAGCUCGUCGCCAAAGACACCUUUGCAGAAGCUAUCUCUCAACCCGGCCACCGAUGGGACUCCUGCACCUUUACAGGAUGCUUCUACGAGAAUGACCAGCAUUGCGGAGAAGAGGCAGUCCAGGCCACUAAUCGCUAAUCGCUUGUCCACGUUUCUAGACAAUGCUGAACAGAAAUCUGACAAGCCAAGUCUUUCGCCGAAGCAUAUCGCCUCACCCAAGUUCACGCCUUCGUCGAAGUCUAUUGCUUCACCCAAGACUGAAACCCCGUCAAAGCCACUUCCAUCGCCUCGCUAUGACGCCUCACCCAACUUUGCCGCCUCAAAGCCAGUCUCAACCACCGCCCCUCUAUCUGUAUCUGUCUCACCCGAGAAGCCGACAACUCCCCGUGAGAAGCAAACGGAGAGACAAUUCGUAUCUCCCGCUUUCGCCAUGCCCUCACGAACAUUCGGCACCGUUGGCCCCAACUCGCCUAGGCCGACACUCCAUGGCCCUCGUCCCCAAGCCGAGUCGUCACGCCCAAAAUCGCGGCAUGGGCGUCCCGUUUCUAGCGCUGGUUUGUCUUCUGUGGCAGUCUCCGCACCGGGAUCUCCCAUGCCGUCACCAACAAAGCAACCAGGAGAGAUCAACGCAUUAUUUAAGGAUUUCUUCGGACCACCACGCCCAAGGAAGGAGUUCAAGGUUGAUACGGGUGAGAUUCUCAUGAGCCACCCCGGGUCAGGGAUUAAGAUUCAAACUCAGGAGGUUCAGAUGUACCGACUCUCGGGAGAUGGCAAGAAGACACCCGUAUCGGCGCAGAACGAGCGGGUCCUUUUUGAUGGUGAAAUGUACAUUUGUGCUCACAGCUUCAAGAAUGCAACAGGCGCAGGCACUGUCGAAUUGUACUUCUGGGUUGGCGAUGAGGUUCCCGACUCUAUGGCGCAAGAUGCCCAGAUUUUUGCGCAGAGGGAAGCCAAGGCCAUCGGUGGCAGACUACUGAAGCUGUACCAAGGCAAGGAGACGACCGAGUUUAUGCAAGCCCUAGGCGGCGUCAUUAUCAUUCGGCGCGGCUCCAGCGACCGCUUCGACAGUCUGGCUCCGCAUAUGCUAUGCGGGCGACGGUAUCUUGGGCAGGUGGCUUUUGAUGAGGUGGACAUGAACACCUCUAGCCUCUGUGCUGGAUUUCCGUUCAUCAUUUCGCACAACGGCAAGUGCUGCCUGUGGAAAGGCAAAGGUAGUGAUGUAGACGAGCUGAGUGCAGCCCGACUGGUUGGUAUGGAGAACACCAUUUCGGGCGAGCUGAUGGAGCUGGAGGAGGGCAGCGAGCCGGUCUCAUUCUGGGAGCUGUUCGAGGAAGGCCAAGCUCAGUCUCAUUCUGCCGAUCAUUGGCGCCUCAAGCCCAACUACAGCAAGUACGGCAGCAGGCUCUUCUGCUCUGACGCCGAUGCUCGCCGCCAGAUUACGGAGAUUGCUCCCUUCAAUCAGACCGAUUUGUCGCCGCUCAAGAUUUUUGUGCUUGACGCCUUUUUCGAAAUGUACGUUGUGGUAGGCUCCGGCGCACAGUCGCAAUACUCGUCCUUUCGCAACGCGCUCGACUUUGCGCAAGAGUAUGCCAUCCUGGCGGCGAGCAUGGAGGACCGACCCUUUGUGCCCGUGUCGACGAUUGUGCUCGAGGGCAUCCCACGAGACUUGAAGCGCGUGUUCCGCAAGUGGGAGGACGCACGCAGCCCAACGGUGACCAACACGUACUCGGCGCUGAGGCGCGGACGCAGCUUGCGGGUGGUGCCAUUGUCGCAGGCGCUGCAGGCUCUGAACGAUUAG
This is a messenger RNA of Cordyceps militaris CM01, 4596 nucleotides long. Its product is annotated as gelsolin repeat protein, putative. Gene Ontology annotation, molecular function: phosphatidylinositol-4,5-bisphosphate binding; actin filament binding. NCBI's taxonomy places the organism in Eukaryota, Fungi, Ascomycota, Sordariomycetes, Hypocreales, Cordycipitaceae. The transcript has 3 exons. The record is from RefSeq and is a predicted model, not a curated record. Gene Ontology annotation, biological process: barbed-end actin filament capping; actin filament severing. Bases 1 to 4596 code for a protein of 1531 amino acids.